Cucurbita pepo subsp. pepo (vegetable marrow) is the source of this 2112-nucleotide messenger RNA. RefSeq names its product Peptidase M50 family protein (gene EGY1). The record is from RefSeq and is a predicted model, not a curated record. Gene Ontology annotation, biological process: proteolysis. Lineage: Eukaryota; Viridiplantae; Streptophyta; Magnoliopsida; Cucurbitales; Cucurbitaceae.
AAAGAAAAGAUAUUUCUGAUUAUGGAUUUUUCUCAAAUGGAUAUUCUGAUAUCUCUUAAUCGCAAUUUGCAGCAGCGGAACAAGAAUUCUAUCCAUCUCUACUCUGUUAUCCUUCCGCCAUUGAAGCAUCAUCGAGCUCAACUCUCUAUGUUUUUAGAUUGAUAUGAACCUUGCGUUAUCUACUAUUUGUUGCUUCAACUCAUUUCUCCUACUGCUGCAUUGAGCCAAGCACCUUCAAGGAGGCGACGUGUAUUCGCCGAAGGAAGCUUCUGUUGGAUUUUUGUUCAAUGGGAACUCUUACGAGCUGUAGUUUUAGUAUCGGAGCCGCGAAUUUCAAAUUUCGGUCGAGUUUUAGGCGCUGUACUGCGAGGGAGGGAAUCGGGUUAUUGGGGUUUAGGAGGUUGAAGAAUUCGUGUUUCUUGUGCGGGAAAAGGUCGAAGAGGGGAAGGCUUUUGGUUUCUGAUGGAGAUUUUGGUAGGUUUGUGUGUUUUAGUUCAGAUAAUGAAGGCCAUAACGAAGGAGACAGAGAGGAUGAUUCGCCUAAGGAGUCGAAUGCCGUGACGGCGACGGUAUCAGCUGAAGAGGUUGAAGAGAGGCGUGGCGGCGAGGUUGAUUCGGAGAAGACUCCUCCAUCGAUUUCUUCAAGGUCAUCGAAUUUGUCUCCAAUUGGACCAGCAUACAACAACUUUCAGGUUGAUUCUUUUAAACUGAUGGAACUUCUUGGACCAGAGAAGGUUGAUCCUUCUGAUGUAAAAUUAAUAAAGGACAAGCUGUUUGGCUACUCCACUUUCUGGGUAACCAAAGAAGAAGCGUUUGGAGAUCUUGGGGAGGGCAUUCUUUUCCUUGGGAAUUUAAGGGGUAAAAGGGAAGAGGUAUUCUCCAAAUUCCAAAGUCAGCUCGUUGAAGUCACGGGCGAUAAGUACAACCUUUUUAUGGUGGAGGAACCAAAUUCAGAAGGUCCAGAUCCACGCGGUGGUCCACGUGUUAGUUUUGGUUUGUUGCGGAAAGAGGUCUCAGAACCCGGUCCAACAACACUUUGGCAAUAUGUUAUUGCUUUGUUGUUGUUUCUUUUAACCAUUGGCUCCUCCGUGGAGCUAGGAAUUGCAUCUCAGAUCAAUCGCCUUCCUCCAGAGGUAGUGAAGUACUUUACAGAUCCCAAUGCUGUCGAACCACCAGAUAUGGAGCUGCUAGUUCCAUUUGUAGAUUCUGCUCUGCCUCUAGCAUAUGGUGUGUUGGGGGUUUUGUUGUUUCAUGAAGUUGGGCAUUUUCUGGCAGCUUUUCCAAAGAAAGUGAAACUCAGCAUUCCUUACUUCAUUCCUAACAUAACUCUUGGCAGUUUCGGUGCAAUCACUCAGUUCAAGUCGAUUAUUCCUGAUCGGAGUACCCAAGUUGACGUAUCACUUGCUGGCCCUUUUGCUGGUGCAGCAUUGUCGUUUUCCAUGUUUGCUGUUGGUCUCCUGCUUUCAUCAAAUCCAGAUGCAGCUGGAGACUUGGUGCAAGUCCCUAGCAUGCUGUUUCAAGGUUCUCUGCUCCUUGGACUCAUCAGUAGAGCCACUCUUGGUUAUGCGGCCAUGCAUGCCUCAACUGUUGCAAUUCAUCCUCUAGUUAUUGCCGGCUGGUGUGGUUUGACUACAACAGCCUUUAACAUGCUUCCAGUUGGCUGCCUUGAUGGUGGAAGAGCGAUUCAGGGUGCUUUUGGAAAAGGUGCCUUAGUUGGGUUUGGUUUGACGACCUACACGCUGCUCGGGUUAGGAGUGCUUGGUGGACCAUUAUCGCUUCCCUGGGGACUAUAUGUUCUCAUAUGUCAGAGGAGUCCCGAAAAGCCAUGCUUAAACGACGUUACAGAAGUCGGAACGUGGAGAAAAGCUGCUGUCACAUUGGCUGUGUUUCUUGUCGUGUUGACACUCCUACCAGUUUGGGAUGAGCUUGCAGAAGAGCUUGGUAUAGGUCUUGUAACAACAUUUUGACACCAAAUUCAAGGGUAAAUUGAAGUUUUAGCUGAAAUGAGGUCGAUUAUAGUGUAUUUGCUGCCAAUUUUAUCAUUAUUUGACAUGCAUAUAUAUAUAUUUUUUUCCAUUUUCUUCAACUCAAUACAUACAUAUUUGAUGGUAA